AUGACUCUUCGUCUUCAUGAAAGAUAUGUAGUCGCCGUCGGUGUUCUGUUCUUAGUCACUGUAUGUUUAUCAUCCAUUUUUUUCCUACCAUCAACUGGAGCUGAUGGCUUCAUACAUGCUCAAGAGUUUGUUCCGAUGGUUCAUGAUCCUAGAGCGAGGGAAAAAGUGAAAGAUUGGGAUUUAAAUGCUCUUAAGCAAAAGGUUGAGCAAGCAGCGAUCAAUCCCCCUCCUAUUCCUAAACCUGAUAUCGGAGCAGCCGAUGACAGUGAAGGUAGAAGAGUUUCUAUCAAACAGAUGAUGAAGUUUGCAUGGGAUGGGUAUGUCAAAUACGCUUGGGGAUCUAAUGAGUUGCGUCCCAUUUCCCGCACAGGACAUUCCGCUUCAAUUUUCGGGUCUGGAGAUAUGGGGGCUUCAAUCAUAGAUGCUAUCGACACUUUAUAUAUCAUGGGUUUCAAGGAAGAAUAUCAGGAAGCUAGGAAAUGGAUUGAAAUGAACUUGGACUUCAAACGCAUUGCUAAAGGAGAUAUAUCUGUUUUUGAAACAAACAUCCGAUUUGUUGGAGGACUUCUUGCCAUAUAUGCUUUGACCAACGAUAAAAUGUUUCUCAAGAAGGCUGAGGAUAUUGCAACUAUUCUAUUACCGGCCUUUGAUACUCCAACUGGUAUCCCCUUAGCUCUUAUUAAUGUUCAAACAGGUACUGCCAAAAACUAUAACUGGGCUAGUGGUGGUUGCUCGAUUCUAUCAGAGUUCGGGUCCAUACAAUUAGAAUUCGAUUAUUUAUCAAAUGCCACAGGAAAUCCCAUAUUUGCUCAAAAAGCUGAAAAAAUUCGGGACGUGUUAACCCAACUUGAAAAGCCUGAUGGUUUAUAUCCAAUAUAUUUAAAUCCCAAAACAGGUAGAUGGGGUCAAAGGGAUUAUUCUCUUGGAGCUAUGGCAGAUAGUUUUUACGAGUAUUUACUGAAACAAUGGGUUAUUACGGGCAAAGUAGAUACGAGAACGAAGAAAGAGUAUGAAGAAGCUGUUUUCGCCAUGGAGAAGAAGAUGCUUUUCAAGAGUGAUCAAAGCGAUUUGUGGUAUUUUGCUAAUCUGAAAGGUUCUCGUGUCGAACACAAGAUGGAACAUCUCGCCUGUUUCGCUGGUGGAAUGUUUGCUCUUCAUGCAUCAAAUGAUAACAAUCGAACUGUCGCUGCACAUUAUAUGGAAUUGGCAGAACAUAUAGGUCAAACUUGUCAUGAGUCAUACAUAAGAACAGGCACGGGUAUAGGGCCAGAAGCUUUCCGGUUUACAUCCAGCGUUGAAGCGAAAGCCGUAUCGGUUAGAGAAAAGAAUUAUUAUUUGAGACCAGAGGUUGUGGAGACAUGGUUUUACCUGUGGAGACUAACAAAACAAGACAAAUAUAGAGAAUGGGCUUGGAAUUUCGCUCAAUCUCUUGAAAAACACGCCAAGGCGGAUGCUGGUUAUUCGGGCAUCGAGGAUGUUUAUACAAUUCCCGUGACUAAGGAUGAUGUACAACAAUCGUUUUUAUUCGCUGAGACGCUAAAAUACCUUUAUUUAAUUUUCACAGAAGAUACAGUUCUUCCAUUAGAUCGCUGGGUCUUCAACACUGAAGCCCAUGCUUUUCCGAUAAGAUCGUAA
Auanema sp. JU1783 is the source of this 1635-nucleotide messenger RNA. The record is from the annotation of a GenBank genome assembly. Lineage: Eukaryota; Metazoa; Nematoda; Chromadorea; Rhabditida; Rhabditidae.